This is a messenger RNA of Parnassius mnemosyne (clouded apollo), 429 nucleotides long. NCBI's taxonomy places the organism in Eukaryota, Metazoa, Arthropoda, Insecta, Lepidoptera, Papilionidae. The record is from the annotation of a GenBank genome assembly.
AUGCAUAGAAUCUCGUCCAACAACCCGGUAAGAAGGCGCCUGUUCCCUGCCGAAGACCUGGCCGAUCAAGCCAAGAUCGACAACUUCACAAACAUCCUACAUGAGUCCGUUGCUACUGAGAAGUUGGAGAUGAUGCAUAAAUGGAACUUCGACUUCGAAAAUGAAAUACCACUAGAAGGAACCUACGAGUGGUUUAAAUGCAAUGGUUCCGCAGACUGGAUUGGGAUGCAAACAGCAAAGUUUGCAUGUGAGGAUGCUUUUAAAGGCACUAACGAUGAAAGUUUCAUGGCGAUGAAGUUAGAUAAUGAACUCACGCCCAAAAGCGACAAGGUUGAAAAAGCUCCCAUCCUGAGGAAGAGAAGGAAAGAGGUCGUAGACAAUGCUUUGGAUGGCACAAGAGGAGUGAAGCGCAGGAUAAGCUUCGAUUAA